Messenger RNA from Arabis nemorensis, 297 nucleotides. The record is from the annotation of a GenBank genome assembly. Lineage: Eukaryota; Viridiplantae; Streptophyta; Magnoliopsida; Brassicales; Brassicaceae.
AUGGCUAAGAGGAUCACAACACAGCUCUUCGUCAGCAGACUCUCUGCUUACACCACAGAUCAAUCUCUGAGGCAACUGUUUUCGCCUUUUGGUCAGAUUACAGAAGCUCGUCUUAUUAGGGACCAGCAAACACAGAGACCUAAAGGUUUCGGCUUUAUCACUUUUAAGUCUGAGGAUGAUGCACACAAGGCUUUGAAAGCUUUGAAUGGGAAGAUUGUUGAUGGAAGGUUGAUAUUUGUAGAACCUGCAAAGGAAGUAGAAGCACCAACAACAAAUAUGACCACUAAUAAAGCUUGA